Phialemonium atrogriseum is the source of this 1729-nucleotide messenger RNA. RefSeq lists its product as uncharacterized. The coding region runs from base 278 to 1291 and encodes 337 amino acids. NCBI's taxonomy places the organism in Eukaryota, Fungi, Ascomycota, Sordariomycetes, Cephalothecales, Cephalothecaceae. The record is from RefSeq and is a predicted model, not a curated record. The transcript has a single exon.
CACCAAUUGAUGUAGGUUUCUUCUAUGGAAACCCGUGAACUCAAGUGGCCUACAUCAGCGAUCAAGAGAGAACUUUAUUCAAGUUUCAAACACCAAGUCGUCCGUCGUUCCAACCAUGUCAGACGCAGUCCCCCCAGGAGGGGCGAGUAGCCCACAGGUAUGGUCACCCACCCAAGCACUCCGAGUUGAGCAGAUAUACCAGUGCAACACUCUUUGGCAGAGCCAGCACGAGGCAUGAUGUAGUGAUGUCAGGGCUAAACUCUCUCUCUCUACACAGAUGCCUCAAGGCCCACCAUACCUACCACAAACCGCCCAGUUAGGGGGCCUACCGACCGUCUCGGUAGACGUGCCCAUCUCGGCGGUCCUCCUGUUCAUCUUCGUGUGCGCCGCGGCGACGAAUAUGACCAUCUUCCAGAUCAACCGGAGGCGUGGCCACAAGUUCGUCUUCUCGGGGCUGCUAUUCGGCUUCUGCAUGGCCCGGAUCACCGCCCUGGCGAUGCGCAUCGCCUGGGCGACCCACCCGACCAACACCAACGUCGCUAUCGCCGCCAACGUCUUCACCCAGGCCGGCGUGCUGCUGCUCUUCGUCGUCAACCUCCUCUUCACCCAGCGCAUGGUGCGGGCCUACCAGCCCUCCUUCGGCUGGCGCCGCCCCGUCACCCUUGCCUUCCGCACCCUGCUCUUCUCUGUCAUCGCCCUGCUGGUCAUGGUCAUCACCGCCUCAGUGCACAUGUUCUUCACCCUCUCCCCCGGCGCCCGCACCAAGGACCGCCAAGUCCAGCUCUUCAGCGUCACCUUCCUCGCCGUGCUCGCCUUCCUCCCCAUCCCCCUCUCCCUCCUAGCCGCCCUCUGGCCGCAGCGCCGCACCCCGGCCGAGAACUUCGGCCGCGGCCGCCUAUCCACCAAGCUGUACCUCCUCCUCUUCACCGCGACGCUCCUCGCCCUCGGCGCGUGCUUCCGCGCCGGCGUCGCCUUCGACGUCCGGCCCGCCUCGCACCCGGCCUGGUUCCACCACCGCGCCUGCUACUACGUCUUCAACUUCGGCAUCGAGCUCGUCGUCGUCUUCACCUACGCCGCCUCCCGCUUCGACCGCCGCUUCCACGUCCCCAACGGCAGCUCCGCCCCGGGCCACUACGCCGCCGGCGCCGGCCGCGGCGCCGCCGACAGCGGCGACGACGUCGGGGAUGAGUCGGCGUGGGCCGAGAGGGCGAGGAAGGAGUUGUCGACUUCGGAUCUUGCGCACCCGGGCCCUGGGCCUGAUUUUGAGCUGGGCACUGCGGGUAGUAGGUAGAAGUGCGGGUUUCUUGAGGAACAUUAUUUGGUUUCUCUUCUUAUAUCUAUUUUCUUGUUGUCUUUUGAGCAUGGUUGGGUAUAAUCUAGAGGAUGACACCAGCCAGCUCCUUGCAUUGCCAGGCUUUUCACCAGUGUUAGCUUGUUCGGCGGUACUCCCCACCCCCUACUGAAUCAUUUUAGAAUAUCUUGGAGUAUCGGUGUAUUUUGUGUUAAAUACCUCGGUCGUUGGAUAAAGUGGCAUGGAAUGUUAGCUUAGAUACCUGAGAACGAGUAGACCAUAGAUACGUAGCAUAUAGGUACCACAUAAUCAAGAAUAGGUACAGGGAGCACUGAGGUUAGGUAUGCGCGGCUCCUGAUAAUGGAACUUACCGGCGUCAGUUGAAGCCCGGAUCGUUUAGAAACGCCGAUGACGUGCGUUUACAUUAUUAUUCUUCCG